Messenger RNA from Dioscorea cayenensis subsp. rotundata (Guinea yam), 1308 nucleotides. RefSeq lists its product as uncharacterized. The coding region runs from base 1 to 1308 and encodes 435 amino acids. The record is from RefSeq and is a predicted model, not a curated record. The transcript is spliced from 3 exons. NCBI's taxonomy places the organism in Eukaryota, Viridiplantae, Streptophyta, Magnoliopsida, Dioscoreales, Dioscoreaceae.
AUGGAACCCAAAGACCGCCCUCACCGUGCAACCACCACCUCCGGAGCCAGUGAACUCUUCAUCUGCUUCACCUCCCGUCCUUCCAACACCUCCAACUCGGCCGCCACCACCAUGCGUGUCCCUCCGCCAAGUCCCUCAUGUCCCCGGCGCGCACCGGUGCCCCAUCACUCUCCUCCUCCCUCAGCCGCCGCCUCCGUAGCAGCGGCAGCGUCAAAGGCCGGCGAACAGUCCCCCAUGUUCCCCGCCGCCGUCACCGCCGCCGCCGCACGCAAGAAAGGCUGCUCUUUUGAAGCUGCUGAGCCUUCCUCUCCGAAAGUCACUUGCAUUGGCCAAGUGCGGCCAUGGCGAGGUCUAGAUCUCAGAGGAGAAGUGGAGGAGAAGCCAGCUUUAGAAGAGCUGGAGUUGGAGUUGGAGAAGGUGAGAAGGAGUGCAGGCCUUGGGGGUUUUGUGAGGCUUUGCGUUCGUUUGGAUCGGAGAUCAAUUGCUUUGUUCCGUGUAGAGGUGGUGGGAGGUCUUCAUUUUGUUCAUCUUCAAAGGCUGGUUUUGAAGUGGAGGAGGAGAAGAGGAGGAAAGGGUCUUCUUGUGGUGGUGCUGUGUUUGGGGUGGAUGAUGGCUGUGCAGGAGAGUGAGGAAGGGAAAGGUGGUGAAGUUGUGGGUUUGGUUGUGCAGGAGAAUGGGAGAAGAGAGGUGAGUUUGGUGGUUGAGAAGGUGGAGGAGGAGAAAGAGAGGGUGGAGAUGGAGGUGGAGGUGGUGGAGGAGAAUAGAGGGAGUGUUUGUGUUCCUCCAAAGAAUGCUUUGUUGUUGAUGAGAUGCAGGUCUGAUCCUGUUCGAAUGGCUGCUCUUGCUACCAGGUUUUGGGGUUCUCCAGCUGCUGCCAAAGUUGGAGCUGAAGAAGGGAAGAAGAAGAAGAAGAAGAAGAAGAACAACAACAACAGCAAAGAAAGAAGAAGAAGAAGCUGUUGCUGUUCAUGUAAAGAAGACACAGCUGGAGUUUCUCAAAGAAGAAGAGCAAAGAGGAGGAGAAGGAGGAGAACCCAAACAAAAGCCAUGGAUUCAGAGAAAGUUUGUAGCAAAGUGGAAGCAGGGGAGACCAAGAGAGAGCUCCCUGAUUGCUUGUUGUUGAUGAUGUAUGAACCUAAGCUUUCCAUGGAGGUCUCCAAAGAGACCUGGGUUUGCAGCACUGAUUUCCUUCAAUGGCGGCCGAAGGAAGUGGUACCCGCCGCGCCGGCGCCGCCGUUGAAGAACAGACCCAAAGAUCCUGCUCCGCCGUUGUCGGAGGAGGUGAGAAGAGCUGGUUGGCACGGCUGA